AUGUUGGAUAAAGUAAAACACAUUAUUUUGGUGCUGUCUGGGAAGGGUGGUGUUGGUAAAUCAACCGUCAGCACCCAACUAGCGCUAGCUCUAACGGAAGCAAACCACAAGGUGGGUCUGCUCGAUAUCGACCUUUGCGGGCCAUCCGUGCCGUAUUUACUUGGCCUAGAGGAACACGACGUCCACCAGUGUGAUGAGGGCUGGGUGCCGGUGUAUACCAACGCCGAGAAACAGCUGGCCGUCAUGUCGAUAGGAUUUUUGCUUAAAAAUCGCACCGACGCCGUCAUCUGGCGGGGUCCCAAAAAGACCGCAAUGAUUAAGCAGUUUCUGGAGGACGUAAACUGGGACGAGCUGGAUUAUCUCAUCAUUGACACGCCACCGGGCACUUCCGAUGAGCACAUCACCGUGAUGGAGUGCUUGAAAACGGUUAACACAGACGGUGCGAUCAUUGUGACCACACCGCAGGAGAUGGCACUCGAGGAUGUGCGCAAGGAGGUGACGUUCUGCAAGAAGACAGGCAUUCCCAUUCUGGGUAUCGUCGAAAACAUGAGCGGGUUCGUGUGCCCCAACUGUUCGGAGUGUACGAACAUUUUCUCUUCCGGCGGUGGUCAGUCACUGGCGGAAUUGGCCCAGGUGCCCCAUCUCGGUACGCUACCGAUUGACCCACGGGUGGGUGAACUGGCCGGCACCGGAAAAUCGUGUGUACGCGAGCUUCCCAACUGCACAACGACUGAGGUGUUGCAGAAGAUUGUACGAACAAUAACGGUUGGGGCGGAAUAA
This is a messenger RNA of Anopheles nili, 780 nucleotides long. It is a transcript of the gene Nubp2, whose product is annotated as cytosolic Fe-S cluster assembly factor NUBP2 homolog. Bases 1 to 780 code for a protein of 259 amino acids. Gene Ontology annotation, biological process: iron-sulfur cluster assembly. The record is from RefSeq and is a predicted model, not a curated record. The transcript is spliced from 2 exons. Lineage: Eukaryota; Metazoa; Arthropoda; Insecta; Diptera; Culicidae. Gene Ontology annotation, cellular component: cytosol. Gene Ontology annotation, molecular function: 4 iron, 4 sulfur cluster binding; ATP binding; ATP-dependent FeS chaperone activity.